UUGAUUCUAGCCUAGGCAUUGAGAAAAUACAGGUCACCUCAGUCGAUGGGAAUUCCUUUGCAUAUGACUGUAUUCCAGUUCCAGUUCCAGUUCCUGUUACAAAACGAAACAUUGUUAAGGGCUGGAUUUAUGCAGCUGGAGAAUUCUUUUCUGUUACUUUUCCUCUUACCAACAUACAAUCUGCAUCCCUUUUGGAUUUACUUCCCACUUAUAAAGGACUGCAGCCUCCAGGGAUCACAGAGCACAGAUGAUUCAGUAUCCAGCAGAGGUGGAAUGGAGGAUUAACCGAGAAGACCCCAUAAAAGUAUACAUGGAUUAUUAAGCAGAUGUUUCCCUGUCCCUGAGAUGGAAGUGCCAAGCAUCAAGGACUUUCAGUGGAAAACUCUAGCACCUUUGCCCAGUCCAAGAGUCUAUUCUUCCCUGGUAGAGGCUGGUGGACAGGUGUUUGCUAUCGGGGGCUGUGAUGACAAUGGUGCCCCAAUGGAUUGCUUUGAAGUGUACUCCCCAGAAGCAAAUCAAUGGAAUUCUCUGCCUCCAAUGCCUACAGCCAGGGCUGGGGUCGCAGUAGCUACACUGGGCAAGAGGAUAAUGGUGAUUGGAGGUGUUGGAGCCCACCAGAUGCCUUUGAAGAUUGUGGAGAUGUACAACAUAGAUGAGGGCAAGUGGAAGAAAAGAAACUCUUUAAGAGAAGCCUCAAUGGGCAUCUCUGUGACAGUAAAAGACUACCGAAUCUACGCAGCUGGUGGAAUGGGAGCAGAUCUACGUCCUCACAAUUAUAUGCAACAUUAUGAUAUGCUUAAGGACAUUUGGGUGUCCUUGGCAACCAUGCCAACACCCAGGUAUGCUGCCACCUCCUUUCUGCGGGGCACCAAGAUCUAUGUUCUGGGUGGAAGGCAGUCCAAAUAUGCUGUGAAUGCCUUUGAAGUCUUUGACACUGAGACCAGAUCUUGGACCAAAUUCCCCAAUAUUCCCAGCAAAAGGGCUUUCUCCACCUUUGUUUGCACAGAGAACAACAUCUUUAGCCUUGGGGGAUUGCGGCAAGGCAGAUUGUACCGUCAGCCCAAGUUUAUGAAAAAUGUGGACAUCUUUGAUAUUGAGCAAGGGGGCUGGAUGAAGAUUGAACGCUCAUUUUUUCUGAAGAAACGACGGGCAGAUUUCAUUGCUGGCUAUUUAAAAGGAAGAAUGGUUGUUGCAGGAGGACUAGCAGGAAACCAACCAACUGUUCUGGAAUCAGCUGAGGCCUUUCAUCCUGGAAAGAAUAAAUGGGAAAGUCUACCACCUAUGCCUACUCCACGAUGUGCUUGCUCCAACAUUGUGGUAAAAAACUGUCUUCUAGCAGUAGGUGGAGUGAAUCAGGGUUUGAGUGAUGCAGUAGAAGCAUUGUGUGUCUCUGAUUCCUAGCUGGCAUGUCACCGGAUGCUCGCCAUUCAAAGUGAUCUACAGAUCUACAGUAGCUGUGCAGCUGUUAAAGCUGGGCUAGUGUCCUCCAUAUGUGAAGAGUAGACACUUUUUCUUCACCAUCUCUUGCACUGCCUUGCUUUCCUCUAAUUCCGUUCAUAGUGUCCUUUGGAGAAAACAAAUUCUUGCUCCAUGUAACUACACAGUUUUGUGGCUCUGUCUGCUAGCAGAAGCUCUUUCCUAUGAGGAUGUCACCUUUGCAAGCAUUAUGGAGCACCGUCGACUCAUGAAUUUAUAGUGCACUCCCCCUGUCAACUCUGAAUGGCUGAAAAUCAUGCCAGUUUUGUAAUGGAGCAGUCAAGGUUCAUAGCCUGACAGGAAGCUUCAUCCCAGAAUGAGGAAGCGUAUCAUAUCUAGGACUGUGAGAAGAUUUUGCCUUCCUCUGAAAUACCAUGUUCUAGUCACAGCUAUUGAACAAAAUCAUAAGAUUCUUUGCUGGGCUUUUCCAAGUAUUUCUUGAAGAGUAACAAUGGGAACAAAGGAGGGAAUCUCACAGAUCUAGAGUGCAGUGUGCCCCAGCACUCCUGAGCUCUUUGAAAUAUUGCCAUUAUGAUCAUGAACUUAAUGUUUUUCUCUGGGAAUCUUGAGGAGUUCAUAGUCUCCAAAGUUCCCUACUGUGAUAUUGGACUUACAGGAGUUCAAAGCAUCCUGCAUGAAUGUCUUCCUAAUCAUGCAGCUUAUGAUGGUGAAGUCACCUCAAUCUGUGUGAGAGCAACCAACACAAUAUCUUAACAGUUCCUAUAAUUAAAAUAGCAUACUGCUUUGGCCAAAGGCCUGAAAACAAAAUGUUAUAGCUGAAGAAUCAAUUUAAGGAGAAGGAUGCCUCCAUACGAGAACCAAAAUUUCACUCCCUGCAAUGCUUGCUCGCUCGCUCCUCCCUCCCUCCCUCCCCUUUGCAUGUGUGUGUGUGUCUCUCUCACACACACGUUCUUCAGAUCCAGAGUUUGGUUCCAUUCAAGUCACACAAAGUGUGACUGAAUUUAAUAUAGCUGCUGUCUGAGUAGCAGUGAAGUUAUGGGCUUGGCUUGUAACAGCUUUCACAUAUCCCAUGGCAACAGCAACGUUUGGGUGCAAUCUUGCCUGCCUUUUAAAAAAAAUCUGUUUCAUAUAUUGUUUAUUUAUCUUCAUUAACCUGCAGGCUGAAAUUGUCAGUUUCAUCCAAGUGACAUAAUUGAUCAGUUCUGGUUAGUUAUUAAUAAGUAACACAAUUAAAAUCUAUGUUCAUAUUGUAACUUGAGUAGUUCCUAUGGGCAGUUAGUGUGCUGUUCUUCUAGAGGGAAAAGAGAGAGCCUGAAGCUUACAAGAAUACUGUUCCUAGUGUUGAUUUAGCUACUGUAGAGCAUGGAUGGGCCAAUAUAGUCACUAGGAACUGAGCAUGACUCAAGAAAGAUUUUACUUUUCCUCUUUUUAAUGGGUAUGCGUGUUGUCGUGGAAAGGAUGUCCCAUUCUCAGAUAAGCCAACACGAAGACAGAAAUAUCAGCAUCUUUCAGCCAGCUGUUUUGUUCUCCUUAGGGCACUGGCUUCUUAAUUAUGAUAGUAGCUUGGUAAGCACUCUUUUGCUUUUUAAAUUUCACAGGAUUGUUUUUUUAAUUCUACCCAUCAACACAACUCUCUCCAGGGUGGUGCUCUGGAAAGCACUGUUUCCACCAGUAACUAAAUUAGCCAGACAGUAAAAACUGACUACAAAAUAAAAAGCACACAGAAAUAAAACCACAAGCAGAAAUUCUUGCAUGAAAUCAAUACUUAUGAAGAGACUAUUAAAAAGGUCUUAGAAAAAGAAAAGAUCUUUGAAUGGUAUCAAAAACAGAAACAUUGGGGUGCUGGGUAAAUUUGUCUUGGAAGAGCAUCCCAAGGGAGAGAGAGAGACUAGGGACUUUCAGAAGAGAUUAUCUCUGUGCUCAGACAGGCUCAAGUGGGAUUAGAUAAUUCUUCAAAUACUUGGGUUUGAAGCAAUGCAGGUUGUUAAAAAUAAGCAUCAGGUUUUGAAUUAUGCUGGACUGAAACUAUGAUUUUUUAAUGCAUUUAUUGUUUUGAAUGUACGCCCCACUUUCUGUUAUGCUAACACUCAAGGCAAAAGCCUUGGAAAGCACUAUUUCCAUCGGGUAACUAAAUUAGCCAGUCUAACAAUUAACAACUAGCCGCUUUGAGAGGCUUAAAAAGCAGCGUUAUAUAUAUUUCAAUGUCAUUCUGGAGAAAACUUCGGUUAUGCCUGGCUGAUAUAAGCAGUUUGUGCAGCUUUGUGACACAAGAUACUUUCUAGGCAUAUUACAUAAAAUUUGCAAAUUAGCAAGAGAUGAGAGCACAUCAUAAUUUUUGGCUUUAAAAAAAUUGGAAGCUUGUCCUUUUUUUCCUGUGUUAUAAAGAUGUUCCUUGAGAGUGUACAGAAAACAAAACUAGAUUUUAAAAAAUCCAUGUUACAGUCCAACUCUGUUCCAGCAAAACUGGCUUGGUUUUAUAUGCAUAAUUAAAUGUAAGCUUAAAUUUACCCUUACUGGAAGAAAUGGGGCUUAAACUUGCUUACUUUAUCUGGUUUGUGGAUAGAGUAUAAAAUGGG
Python bivittatus (Burmese python) is the source of this 4013-nucleotide messenger RNA. Lineage: Eukaryota; Metazoa; Chordata; Lepidosauria; Squamata; Pythonidae. The record is from RefSeq and is a predicted model, not a curated record.